AUGGAUGGAUGGAGUGAGGUAGCUAGAAUACCACUAUUUAAUCAUAAAUUAAAUAAUCCUAUUCAAAUUAAUAAUGGUAAUAUAACUGAAGAUUAUCAACCUCAUAUAACUUCAUUAAAAUUUGAUACCACUCAAAAUUUAAUAUGGUGUGGAGAUUCUCAAGGUUAUACAAGAUCUGUAACAAUUGGACAACCAACAUCACCUUUCCAUACUCAAUUAUUUCCAUAUACAAAGUUUCAAACAAAUACUGAGGAUCAAUCAAUUUCACAAAUACUCUCGCAUAAAGACGGAAUUUACUCACUAUCAAAUGAUCAAUUGAUUUUCAAUAAUAGAAGAGGUUUACAUAAACAAAGUUUUGAUCCGGAUUUCUUCAAAGAAGGAGGGGAAAGUUUCAAAAAAUUAAAUUCAAUGACUUUUAAUUGUAAUUCAUUGAAUGAUAUUGUUUUAGGUACUGAGACAUCUUUAUUAAAAAUUGAUAUGAAUAAACCAACAAUAUUAGAAAAAUUUGAUCAUGAAGGUAAAAUAUCUUUAUUAAAUAAUACUCCUCGAUUUUUGACUUUGGCAAAUGGGAAUGGUUCAUUAGAGUUAUUUGAUUCAACUUCAAAUUCAUCAUUAAAAACUUUUUCAGCUCAUAAUGGAUUGAUUACAGAUAUGGAUGUGAGAGGUAAUUAUAUUGCAACUUGUGGAUAUUCAAUACGACCAAAAAGAUAUCAUUAUAAUCAAACACCAGAAUAUUUGGUUGAUCCUUUAGUGAAUAUAUUUGAUAUAAGGACAAUGAGAGCAAUGUCUCCAGUACCAUUUGCAUCAGGGGCUACGUCAAUAAGAUUUCAUCCAAAAUUAACAAAUAUUAUAAUUGCAGCAUCACAACAUGGACAAAUUCAUUUUAUUGAUAUUUUUGAUCAAACAAAUAUCCAUUUAUAUCAAGCUGACUUAUCAAUGAAUCAACCUCAGUUAUCAUCAUCGAUUAGACCAAGUAAAUUAUCCGAUUUGAACAUUAGUGAAAAUGGUGAUUUCUUUAUGUUUAAUGACGGACAUUCAAAUUUACAUUUAUGGUCAAUUACAAAUUCAGGAUCUUUAAAUAAAAAUUUUGUAAAUUUUCCAACUAAUAUUGAGAAACCAGACAUAAUAAAUGGAACCGGAGCUGGAGAAAAUGGAUUUAUUGAUAUUGAUGAUUAUUCUGUUCCAUUAAGUUCAGUUGGUAUGCCAUACUAUAAAGAUUUAUUAUUGUCAAACUGGCCAACAGAUAUGACAUUUGUAAAAGAAACAGCAAAAUUACCGAAUAAAAUCGAUGAAGAAUUACUACUAAAAUGUGAACGAAACCCAGGAAAAUUUAUAAAAUAUGAUGAAAUUAAAUAUGGUCCUGGAAAUGUUGAACAACCUUAUUAUUCGAUCGCUCAUACAAAAGAUACUCAAAUACCACAAUUUCUCAGUGAAAGAAAAGAUGGAGUUAAAAGAAAACAUAGUUUAUCAGAUAAUAUAUUUGAAGUAUCAAAAGAUUCCAAAAUACCAAAUUAUUUUGCCAGAUUGCAAAUUCAAUAUUCAAAAUUUGGUGUGAAAGAUUUUGAUUUUGCAUAUUAUAACAAAACGGAUGAAUAUUGCGGUUUGGAGAAUCAUAGUGAUAAUUCAUAUAUAAAUUCAUUGCUACAACUAUAUAGAUUCCAAGCAAUGUUUUACAACCAUAUUGUUCAAUCAUUGAAUGAAGAAUGGUUACCAAAUAGUCCUCUACAAAUGAAUGAUAAUCCCGAAGGUUCAUCAAUUUUAAAUGAAUUGGCUUAUUUAUUUGAUAUGAUGUACAAAGCAAAAUCAAAAAAUGUCAAAACCACCAAUUUCAGUCAAGUUUUAAAUCACGAUAAAAAAGCAAGGCAUUUAUUAAAUUUUAAUGAAUUAAUGAAUUUAAAUUCCCAAGAAGUUAGAGAGCUAAUAAUAUCUUUUAAUCAUUACUUAUUAAUACAAUUAGAUCAAGACUUUAAAAAACAAUAUGAUACAACUUUUUCAAUCACUGAAUUAGUGUAUCAGAUAGAGACUAAAGGUAACAAUCCAUCAUGUGAUUUCCAUACAAAACAUGGAGGUACAAUGUUUUCAUUAGAAUUAAUUACACCACCAAAUAACAUGUUAAAUAAAAUGAGUAUAUUAAUGAAUCCAAAUCAUCAACAACAACCAACGAAUAUAGCAAAUAUAAGAAAAAAUUUAAACAUUUUAACAUAUUUAGACUAUUCAUCAAAUCAAUUUAAAACAGUGCCAUGUCAACAACAUCAAAAUAGUCAUCCACAUACUUUAGAAUUUAAAACAAGUAUUACGAAAUUACCAUCUGUUUUGGUAUUAAAUGUCAAUUUAACAAAUGAAGAAUUUAAGAUUAUCAACAGUUUAAAACAAUGGCUUGUACCUGAGUUUUAUGCAAUCAAAACUGCCAAUAAUGGAUAUAACUACAAACCAACUCCCCCAAAUAAUAACAAUUAUAAGAAAUAUGAAUUAUUAGGUUAUGUAUGUGAAAUAAGUCAUCAAACUGAUAAUUCAAGAAUUGAUUCAAAUAAUUUAGUUUCAUUUGUUAAAGUCAAUGGGUCUUGGAUUUUCUUUAAUGAUUAUUUAGUUAUACCAAUUGAUGAAAAAGAAGUUUUUAAUUUAAGUUAUUCAUGGAAAAAACCAGUCAUUGUAAUAUAUCAAGAAACAAAUUCAAUUGAAAAAUUUGAAUAUUUUAAUUAUGAAAAACAAAAUUUUAAUGGAGAUUCAUUAAUAUUAUAUAGAGAUCAUUUUGUUGGAACAAUAAGAGAAAAUUAUAAAAAACAAUAUAAAUUAUUAACAAAACAAGAAGCUCCAGAACCAGGGACAUUAGUUGCAAUAGAUGCAGAAUUUGUAACAUUAAAACCAGAACAAUUAGAAAUUUCAUAUACUGGUAUUAAAAAAUUAAUUAAACCAAAAGAAUUAUCAUUAGCAAGAGUUUCAGUAUUACGUGGAGAUUUAAAUUUAGAUUCUACAAAAUUUGGUAAAGCUUUUAUUGAUGAUUAUAUUGCUCAUACUUCUCCUAUAUAUGAUUAUUUAACGAGUUUUAGUGGAAUAGAAACAAAUGAUUUAAAUUUGGAAAAAUCAACCAAAAAUUUAGUAACUUUACAAACAGCUUAUAGAAAACUUUGGCUUUUGUUGAAUUUAGGAGUUAUAUUUGUUGGUCAUGGAUUAUAUAAUGAUUUUAGAACAAUAAAUUUACAAGUUCCAUUGAAACAAAUUAAAGAUACUUCAGAAUUUUAUUAUAAAUCAAGUUUUAAAAGACAAUUAAGUUUAAAAUUUUUAGCUUUCAUUGUAUUGGGGGAUAAAGUUCAAUUAGAUAAUCAUGAUUCAAUAGAAGAUGCUAAAACUGCUUUAUUACUAUACAAGAAAUAUAUUGAAUUAACAGAGAAAGGAGAAUUCGAAAAUAUGUUGAAUUAUAUUUAUUCUGAAGGUAAUAAGUUAAGAUAUAAAGUACCAGUAAUAUGA
Messenger RNA from Lodderomyces jiufengensis, 3465 nucleotides. Its product is annotated as poly(A)-specific ribonuclease. Gene Ontology annotation, cellular component: PAN complex; P-body. Gene Ontology annotation, molecular function: protein binding; poly(A)-specific ribonuclease activity; nucleic acid binding. Gene Ontology annotation, biological process: mRNA processing; nuclear-transcribed mRNA poly(A) tail shortening. Lineage: Eukaryota; Fungi; Ascomycota; Pichiomycetes; Serinales; Debaryomycetaceae. The record is from RefSeq and is a predicted model, not a curated record. Bases 1 to 3465 code for a protein of 1154 amino acids. The transcript has a single exon.